UGUGUCAAUACGCCUGCGCCGGGUAACCAGGAAGAAGAGAACAAGAGCUGACGAUGCCUCAGCUAUUCGCUGGGAAGAAGAAGAAGAAGAAUACGAAUAGGUUUGAUUGCAUCCAGUCCCCGUCCCAGCCAUGGUGUGCUGCCAGUCCUGCCCCCGACUGUGCUCCCGCUCGUCUGCCUACACUCUAGCCCUUGGCCUGGGCUUUGUAACCUUGGGGACCAGUCGCAUCCUGCUGCUCAAAUUCUCUGCCAAUGCUGAGAACAAGUAUGACUUCCUCCCAGCAUCUGUCAAUCUACUUGCUGAGGCCCUCAAACUGCUCUUCUGUCUGGUCAUGUCAGUCAGGGUCAUAGUCCGAGAGGGACGAUCCUGCAGAGAGCUGGGCUGUGGCUCCAGCUCUUCCUUCCUCAGCUCCCUGAAGUGGGCCGUCCCUGCUUUCCUCUACUUUCUUGAUAACCUCAUCAUCUUUUAUGUGAUGACCUACCUACAGCCUGCCAUGGCAGUGUUGUUCUCCAACUUUGUCAUCCUGACCACAGCUAUACUUUUUAGAAUUGUUUUGAAGAGGCGCCUGUCCUGGGUUCAGUGGGCAGCAUUAGUUAUCCUUUUCCUGUCCAUCGUUUCCUUGACGACAGGAUCAGGAGGCAGCCAAAACUCCAUUGCUGUGCCAGGUCUCCACUCAAACCCCCUCUCCACCCCCUCCAACUCCUGCCUACUCUACACACAGCUGCUGGAGCAGAUGAAGAACAGCAGUGCCAGUGGAUCAUGGGCAUCUUCACUGCCUGGACAGGCCUGGAGGGACAGGGUAGUAGGGAAACUUCAGUCUUUGGGUGUGGGUCACAUCCUGCUCCUUCUCCAGUGCUUCAUCUCUGCCAUGGCCAACAUCUACAAUGAGAAGAUCCUCAAAGAAGGAGACCAGCUCACUGAGAGCAUCUUCAUUCAGAACAGUAAAUUGUAUGCCUUUGGUGUGGUGUUUAAUGGUCUGACCCUUGGGCUCAGCAGUGAGGCGCGAGGCCUCACUAUGCAUUGUGGCCUCCUCCAUGGACAUAACCUCUACUCCCUGGGUCUGGUGCUGGUCACUGCUGCCCUGGGUUUAUCUGUGGCAUUCAUCUUGAAAUUCAGAGACAACAUGUUCCAUGUGCUGACAGGCCAGAUCACCACUGUUCUAGUUACCACCGUCUCUCUCUUCCUCUUCGACUUCCGCCCUUCGCUGGACUUCUUCCUCCAGGCUCCCAUGGUCCUGCUGGCCAUCUUUAUCUACAAUGCCAGCCGGCCCAAGGACCUGGAGUACACCCUGCAGCAGGAAAAACUGCGGGUCAUCAACGGAGAGGUGUUCGAGAGGUCCAGAGGGGAUGGUGAGGAGCUGGAGCUCCUGACAAAGCCCAACACAGACAGUGAAUCUGACGAGGAGUCUUUGUAGUGAUGACUUGUGAACUCGACCACAAGGCAGAGGAUAUUCCUCUUCAUUGCUGCUAAGAUUAAAUUGCACAGUGGACUUGUACUCUGGGAUGCAGCUUGGUCACAGAUUCUGUCAGAGCAUUUAUGUUGGUGAUGGUCAGCGGGUUAACCGAAAAUGAGAGUGUUGAUUGAUUUGUGUGAUGAAGUCUGUUGGACACUUAAUGAUAACCAAGGCUGUUGUAUAUAUGUUGUGCCUGUCUGUGUAUGACUGCUGUUAUUUGUAUAGUGAGAGGAACACCAGCAUUAUAAAUGUGCUGGAAAAUAAGUAUCCCUGCAUUUGCCAGGUGGGAUCAUCCAUAAUUCUACUGAUUCCUGUUGUGUGUGCAGCUAUUUGACUGUUUGCAGGUGAUUGAUAAGUUUAAUGACCAGCUGUCACAUUUCAGCCAGUUUUAGGAUUGUAACUAAGCUUUACACUUUUUUCAAUUGUUGGUGGCACUAUGUAAAAUAAGUGUUUAUCCAAUCCGGUCAUAUUUGAGACCAUAUGUAAACACUGGAAAACUUCAACAACACAAUCUUUGUACAAAUCCAUAAACUAUAGCUUCAAAAAUAACCAUGGGAUUCUAAAUAGAAUAGAAAUUUAAACACACAAGGAGGGGACUGUCACAGUAUUACUGUUUACAGGGGUAUAAAUUUCUAUAUUUCUUCUAUCAUAGACCACUUAAGUGUGAAUUUCUGAAAGCACAACAAACUGGCUCUUUUACUUGGCCUUGAACAUUGUUUUUUAUCUUAUGUCAGAUGUAUUGCAACUGUGAAAUACCAUGAAAAUGUACUACUUUUAAGAUUUUUGUUUGUGCCAUAAAAACUUAACGUAUGAAUGCAAUUUGUUCAAAAAUAAACCGGCAGUAAACUGA
This is a messenger RNA of Lates calcarifer (barramundi perch), 2303 nucleotides long. It is a transcript of the gene slc35a5, whose product is annotated as solute carrier family 35 member A5. Gene Ontology annotation, cellular component: Golgi membrane. Gene Ontology annotation, molecular function: pyrimidine nucleotide-sugar transmembrane transporter activity. The record is from RefSeq and is a predicted model, not a curated record. The coding region runs from base 131 to 1414 and encodes 427 amino acids. Lineage: Eukaryota; Metazoa; Chordata; Actinopteri; Centropomidae. Gene Ontology annotation, biological process: pyrimidine nucleotide-sugar transmembrane transport. The transcript is spliced from 10 exons.